CCCUUCCUUCCUCUUUCACCUCUCCCCUUGCCCUAUAAAAAUACCCAGAACCUCCUAUCCCUACUCGCCAAAAACUUUCAAAUCCCUAACCUCCCUUCGUUUUCUCGAGAAACAAACAGAAACCCGAAAACCCUAUUUCCCAAUUCACUUAUUUCAACGGCACAAAGCAAACAGCAAGAAAAUCAACCAGAGGAAAAGCCCCAAGGAAGCAGCUAGCCACUAAGGUAGCCAGGAAGUCAGCUCCAACCAUGGGAGAAUAAAUAUUCUGGAAAAAGCUAAUUAUUAUCAAAGAGAAUCCUUUUCUUGCCAUGGGAGCAAUUGUAAAGGGGCAAUAGAACAUUUUGGAAGGUAUAUUAAAGAGGGAAAGUCUACCAUUCUCGGCACAUCUUUUUGGACACUAGAGGUAGAUUGUCAUCAUUUGAAACGAGAACUUCUAAAACUGCCGGUUGUCGAGAGCUUUUAGGUAUUAUCCCCACAAGAUGGAGUAUGUAGGAACAUCGGUUGAUGAUCAGCAGAUUGUCUUCUCCAGCGAAGAUGACUUUUCACGGUAAAACUUCAAGAGGUUCGUCUAGACUCUGUUUGAGCUGAUUAUUGCCUCAUUACAAUAGUCUUGUCGAGUACUUUUCAAUGGUGUAUUCAGAAUACACUUUCAAACAUUAUGAUUUCAGGUGCGCGCCAUCAUCUGGGUUCAAGCACAAGAUGGAAAAUGGUGGAACAUCAAGUACUAAUCAGCAGAUGAUUGAUCAGAGCCAUGGAAAUGUUGGCGAAGAGGAAAAUUCACAACUUUCACUUGAUAUUAACAAGUUGGCGAAGUCCUUGAGAGCGGAUAUGGUAAAGUUGCAUUCUUUCUCCGAUCAAUGUUGUAUCUACAGAGUCCCUAUUCGACUACGUGAGUCGAAUGAAAAGAUCUUCACACCUCAAGUAGUAAACCUUGGUCCACUUCACCAUGGAAAAGAAGAGCUUAAAGCAAUGGAGGAGCACAAAAUAUUGUACUUGCAAGAAUUUCUUAAAUGGAGCACGGCAAGCAUGGAGGAGGUAAUUAAAGUUGUAAAGGAGAGAGAGACAAGAUUGCGUAAUUGUUACGCAGAAACCAUCGAUCUUGGCAGUGAACACUUUGUGAAAAUGAUGUUACUAGAUGCCUCCUUCAUCAUUAUGGUCCUGCUCAAAGAUUGUUGUAAAGGAUUUGAAAGUAGCAAUGACCGUAUAUUCAAUAAACCAUGGAUGCUGAGCGAUAUAUCACUUGACAUGUGCUUGAUUGAAAAUCAGCUCCCAUUCUUCAUUCUUGAGGAUUUGCUUGAAGCAUCCAGCAUCACCAGAUAUAGCCCUGUUGAAGAGGAAUAUUCAGUGAUUGAGCUUGCACACAAGUUCUUCGAAAAGAGAUGGGAUUCUUGGUUGAAAAAUGCAAUUUUGGAGGAAAUCAAUUCGUCUGAAGUAGCACAUUUUGUUGACUUCAUAAGAAAUUGUCAGAAGCCAUCAGAGUCAGAUAAAACGGACAAAGAACUCGAGACCAUAAACGUACCAAGUAUAACUGAACUCGAUCAAGCUGGAGUUAAGUUCAGGUUUAAACAGGGAAAAAGUUUACUCGACAUGAAAUUCGAUAGAGGGAUCCUGGAAAUGCCACUAUUGAAAAUAGAUGACGACACAGAAAUCUUAUUCAGGAAUAUCCAGGCAUUUGAGCAAUGCCAUUGCCACGAAGAGUAUAUAGCUAACUAUAUUUCAAUGAUCAAUUUCCUUGUCAUUACUCCUAAGGAUGUGGAAAUCCUUGUUCAAAAUGGAAUUAUAGAAAACUGGAUACAUGACUAUGAAGCAGUUACGACUCUUCUUCAUAAUAUUUCCAAGGAAAAUGCUCUCUCCGCGGAUGAUUUCAUCUUCGCUAGUCUCGUUGAAGAUCUGAAUGCAUACUGCAGGAGGCCUUGGAAUAAAUGGAAGGCAACCUUGAAACAAGAGUAUUUCCAUACUCCAUGGGCCAUAAUCUCUCUUAUCGCAGCCUUGGUUCUCCUCAUACUCACUACGGUGCAAACUGUGUGUUCUCUUAUUCAACUGUAGCUUCCAGGAUUUCAAUUACGUGUCCCAUGGAUUUGGAUUGCUGUGUGAUCAAUGCUUGUCUCUUUCAUGUUUUGUUUUUUUCCCCCUCAAUUAGUAUGUUUAAGUUUCCAGUUAUCAAGUAGCACUAUGCUUCAGAAUGUUAUCCUUGAUUAAUAUAAGAUCAAAGCAAAUGAUUUGUCA
This is a messenger RNA of Populus nigra (black poplar), 2226 nucleotides long. RefSeq names its product UPF0481 protein At3g47200-like. Bases 628 to 2046 code for a protein of 472 amino acids. The record is from RefSeq and is a predicted model, not a curated record. NCBI's taxonomy places the organism in Eukaryota, Viridiplantae, Streptophyta, Magnoliopsida, Malpighiales, Salicaceae. The transcript has 4 exons.